CAUGCCCAAAGACCGGAGAGUCAAGUAAACGGGGGAGACGCCUCCCCUCCCCAUCUCUUCUCUUCUCCUCACUUCUCCCAACCCAGAUCAAUCUGCAUUCCACAUAAUCCAACCUAGUGCUAGUGGCGCCGGCCUUGCUGUGAGCUGCCUCCAGCGGUCGAUUUCGCCGGCCGGCUCGCCUGCCGAAGAUCAUGGCGGGGACGGUGGUGAGCAUGGCGAGGUCCAUGUUGGGGGGCGCCAUCAGCAUGGCUGCAUCCGCCGCCGCCACCGAGAUGAGCCUCCUCAUGGGCGUCCGCAAGGACAUCUGGUUCAUAAAAGACGAGCUCAAGACGAUGCAGGCAUUCCUUGUGGCUGCUGAGAAAACAAAGAACAAAGACUUGCUACUGAAGGUGUGGGCAGAGCAAGUAAGAGAUCUAGCAUAUGGCAUCGAGGAUUGCCUUGAUGAGUUUAUGGUGCAUGUGGGAAGUCAGAGCCGGUCUCGACGGCUGCUUAAGCUGAAAGACCGCCACCGGAUUGCCAGCCAAAUUCGUGAUCUCAAAGCAAGAGUAGAAGAGGUGAGCAACAGGAACACACGCUACAACUUGAUCACCGUUGAUGCCUCCAGUAGCAUUGAUGAGGUGAAUUCCUACACGGAAGAUAUUCGCAACCACUCAGCUAGCAACAUUGAUGAGGCAGAGCUUGUGGGUUUUGCUAAGUCUAAACAAGAGUUGAUUGAGAUGGUGGAUGUCAACUCCAGAGAUGGUCUUUGCAAGAUGAUAUGUCUCGUUGGCAUGGGCGGUUUAGGCAAGACUACUCUUGCAAGGAAGGCAUAUGAAAGUAAGCAAGAUAUCGUGAAUAAAUUUUCUUGUUGUGCAUGGGUCACCGUCUCACAGUCCUUUUCCAAGAUAGAGAUGCUAAAGGACAUGCUUAGGCAACUUUUGGGUACCAACUCGCUGAGGAAAUGCUUGAAAGAUCUCGAAGGGAAGUCGGUGCAGGUAGAUGAUCUCGGCAUGUACCUCAGGAAAGAGCUAGAGCAGAAGAGGUACUUUGUUGUUCUUGAUGAUUUGUGGACCAUAGAUUCGUGCCAAUGGAUCAAAGAUAUUGCUUUUCCUAGUAGAAACAACGAAGGCAGCCGAAUAAUAGUAACAACACGAGAUGCUGGCUUGGCUGAGCAAUGCACUUCUGAAUCGCUUAUCUACCAUCUUAAGCACUUGCAAGCAGAGGAUGCCACAGAUUUGCUACUAAGAAAGAGUAGAAAAACAAAAGAAGACAUGAAAAAUGAUAAGGAAAUGACGACCGUGGUCAACAAAAUAGUAAAGAAGUGUGGGGGUCUACCGUUGGCUGUACUCACUAUAGGAGGCAUGCUUUCCACCAAAAAGGUUACAGAGUGGGAAAGUAUCUAUAAUCAAAUCCCCUCAGAGCUCGAGAUCAACCCUAGCCUUGAAGCAAUGAGGAGGAUAGUUAUUCUAAGCUACAAUCACUUGCCAUCUCAUCUCAAGUCAUGCUUUUUGUAUCUAAGCAUCUUUCCUGAGGAUUUUGAGAUCAAAAGGAGACGUCUGAUAGAGAGAUGGAUAGUAGAGGGGUUUGUUAGAGCCACGGCUGGGGUGAGGAUUGAGGAUGUGGGAAAAGGUUACUUUGAUGAGCUAGUCAACCGAAGCAUGAUUCAGCCAUCAAGAAGGAACAUAGAAGGAAUUGUUAAGAGCUGUCAUGUCCACGAUAUCAUGCGUGAUGUCAUGGUCUCAAUUUCCCAACAUGAAAGUCUCGUGUACUUGGCACAAGAUAAUGUAACUAGUGUCACAGAGGAGACCUUCCGACAUGUAGCAUACCAUGGUGGCAUGUGCCCAAAGAUAGUUAUGGAUUGGAGCCACGUCCGGUCAGUAACUGUGUUUGGUGAGAGAUCAUUGGGUCCAUCACCUUCAGUUUGUUCACCUGACAUGAGAAUGCUCCGGGCCUUGGAUCUAGAGAAUGCACAGUUUCAAGUCACACAAAAGGAUAUCAGCAACAUAGGAUUGUUCCGCCACUUGAAGUAUCUGAAUUUUUCUCAACCUCGAGGAUUUUCACAUAUUUAUAAACUUCCUAGAUCCAUAGGGAGAUUACAAGGCUUGCGCACCUUGAACAUUAGAGACAGUUAUAUUACAAAACUGCCAAUUGAGAUUUGUAAACUCAAGAGUCUACAGAGUCUCCGUUGUACCAGAAAUUAUUCCUAUUUAUACUUUGACAUGUAUAGCCCCAAAGAAUGCUUGGUGCAAACACUUUGUCUGUCCAUGCUGUUCACACCUUUGACUGAUCCUAGUGAUUGUACCGAGAAAGUUGCUGAGCUACACAUGGCUACAGAAGGGGCCACCAAGCAGAAAUGCAGGGUACUCUGUGAUGCCAUUCAGAAGCUCACUUGCCUCCGCUCCCUUUCAGUGGAUGGUUCACUCGAGUGGCUACAUGUUGUCUCCUCUCCUCCUCCCCUGUUGAGGAGUCUGAAGUUGGAUGGAUCCCUUGGAGAGCUUCCUGGUUGGGUUGGCAAUCUGAUGCAUUUGGUCAAGCUUUACAUAAUGGGCUGCAAAAUAAAGGAAGAAGGUAAAAUCAUGGAAAUCCUAGGGCCACUUCCCAACCUCAUGCACCUUCGCCUUGGAAGUGACUCUUAUAUUGGGGAGAAGUUGGCGUUCAAAAGGGGAGCAUUCCCAAAUCUCAAGAAGCUUGGUAUUUAUGAUCUGUCGGGACUGAGAGAGUUGAAAUUUGAGGAUGGCACCACACAGAGAAUUUAUAACCUGUACUUUUCAGCUUGGAAUAACGUGAUACAUUUGCUGACGAAAAACACUGAUGCAUGCUCUGUUAAUGCAUUUUAGCCAGGGAGAAGACGGUGGAAAAUGCAACGGACUACACCACACAGAGAUGCUGCUACUGAUUAAGAUGCAGAUGUUGUGAUGCCGCCUUCAUUGGCCGUCGUGCUCAGGAUUCCAUGUUCGCUGCUGCUGGUGGCCUCUGAUCCCAACAUUUAGACACACAUGAUACUUCUUCGUUCACAAAAAAAAGCACCAAUAUAGUGGCGCCACUCAUACUACUGAUUGACGCCAUCCAUGUAUUUGUUACUUGUAGGCUGGAGUAUAUAAAACAGAGUUUUAUUGUAUCUGGUUCCUCUCUGCUCUUAUGGAAUCUCACCAUACUUCUUAGGCUCUGUCAUACUCGUCGUAUAGACCCCUCUUUCUCAACCUGGGUUAAUCUUGAAGAUGGUGGCCCAACUUGUGGCGCACAAUCUGCAUCCAUUAAUCAGCCCGCCGCCUACUAAUGCUCUUUUCUACGGAUGAACCUUGUCGCUGGAACAAAUGAUGCCUGAGUGGUGCUCGUCGCUGGCACUGCAACCUUUGGAAGUUCUGCUGCUUUGAAAUGGAUCACACACGUCGUCGUGAGCUUAUACCAACUUACCGAGGCGAUGGAGCAAAGCUCAGUCUGAGUUUACCAUGAUAGUUGCUGGCCCUGAUUCCCUGCAUAGAGUUGUCAGAUCCUAUUUCCUUCAACUUCAACAGCUUCCAGUCGCAGAAAUCUAUACUGUGGUUCCCCAAAUCACCGCAGUAAUACCUGCUUUCCAGCUACUGCGUGUAUUCUCUGCUUUUUUCCUCUGCCACUGUAUUUGUACUCUGCAUUGUAAAGGAGGCGUGUAUGGACAAUGCAAGAGUUUGAUGAACUAAAUUUCAUGAAACUUCAUAUGUA
Molecule: messenger RNA, 3678 nt
Organism: Triticum aestivum (bread wheat)
Lineage: Eukaryota; Viridiplantae; Streptophyta; Magnoliopsida; Poales; Poaceae
Product: disease resistance protein RPM1
Exons: 4
Coding region: 192-2816 (874 amino acids)
Biological process (GO): defense response to other organism
Molecular function (GO): ADP binding
Source: RefSeq, a predicted model, not a curated record